Babesia bigemina is the source of this 213-nucleotide messenger RNA. RefSeq lists its product as hypothetical. Lineage: Eukaryota; Apicomplexa; Aconoidasida; Piroplasmida; Babesiidae. The transcript has a single exon. Bases 1 to 213 code for a protein of 70 amino acids. The record is from RefSeq and is a predicted model, not a curated record.
AUGGGGAGGAGCCACAGCAUGCUGCAUCUUAAGCUUAUGCAAGAUUACCUUGUGAAUGAUCUCAUAGGAGUGGCUUUCAACAAGUGGACAAGUUUCGAUGUAGUUCACUCUUCGAUUAGGGACGUGAAACGCAUAAAUCACUACGGCUGUAAAUGGCCAAUGUACUUACAAGGGUCGGAUGUCUUUGACACCAGUGACGAACAGCGACAGUAA